CACCGGGACUCUCCGCCGCUGCCGCUGUAAGGUCCGGUUGUGACAGGUGACGGCGAACUUGGACUCGAUGACGCUCCACUGGACGAUGAAGCCCAGUUUGAAGGUCUCCGUCUCCUCGAAGAUGUUGCUCCGGACGGCCACCCAGCCCUCCAGGCUGUCCGGCCGCUCGCACUCCGCGUUAUUCAUCUUAAAAUCGGUUGUUUUUCACCUCGGCCUCUGAGAAGCUGUUGUUUACACCGUCCGCCAUUUGUGUGACGCCGGCUGCCUUCAGGGACCGGAGGAGACAUCCGGAUAUUCCCGAGAAACGAAACAUAAAACCACUAGAACUGAGGUUAAACUGCAAUUUAAACGACAUUUAAUGAAAGUAAAAUGUUAUAUAGGUUUUCAAUACUCAACCAGUAUCUUUACUUCAGUUUUUAACUAACAUUACACUUGCUCGUACUCCUGCUCUUUUAUAUUUGUUGUUAUCACUUUCUUUCUUUUCUGUUUUUAAAGCAUUUUCUUAUUUAAUGAUAUGUCUUUCCUUCUUUAUUUCCUUUUCAUUUAAAGGUCAUUUUAACAUGUUCUUAUGUCACUUAAAGUCUGUUCUCUCAUAUGAAUUACAUUUUAACAUGAUUUAAUUUGUAUCUCUAUUGUAUUAAAAGCACUUUCAGGUGCAUUACUCGAAUAGGUGCUCUACAAAUAAAGUUUAUUAUUAUUAUGUUAUUGUUGUUAUUAUAAUUUAAGUGGUUGAAAGUUAAUCCAGUGUGUGAUCAAUCUCUGUAGAUUAAAGUAGCCUGGGCUUUAUGUGUUGUUUUUUAUGUCCUGUUUUCAAACGUGAUGUGUUCUUAUUAAAUGUCGACAAACGGCCAGUCUUCAUUUACACUGAUGUAGGUAGUGAACGAGCAAAUACGUAGAUAAUCCCCGUUCAAAAGAGUUUGAAUUACCGAAAGGGGAAUUUACGAGGUAUUGCGAAGGCAUCACGAUGGCAGUGUGUUGAACUUUAACCUUUGAAUCAGUCACAUGUUCGGGGCUUUCCAGCUCCUAAUAGUGAAGUAAUCAACAAACAGACUUUUUUCAUUCAUUUAAUUUACUUUAAUUUAUUUUUUUAAACAAUUGUAUCAAAACAAAACAAAAACCUCUCACUGGUGCAACGUUUUACUGAAUAACUGAUAAUUCCCUGUGUGAAUGUUUGACAUUCCUGUGACAGUAAUCUGAGUCCCUUCUAUUUCUGUCUGGUUGAGGGCUGAACUGCUCCGAGCAGCUGGACAGUCAUGGUUGUUCACAACAGACUGGAGCGGUGAGCUGUUCAGUCCCACAGUCCUUCUCCUAAUGGACCUGUGUGAGAUCAGAGGAGGCCGACUGGAUGUGAUCACAGAGGAGGCUGAGCACCAGGAGCUGUUGAGCCGCGGGCCGAGCACCAUGGAUCCCCACAGUGGGGCAUCAGACAGAGGAAGGAGGGCGAACAUCUCCACCUUCCAGAGGUUCUCCGUCGACACAGACGACUCCCUUCGGUUCGAGCCCUGUGAGGACAGUCCUUCUACCACUGGGGCGGAAGACGGACUCGAUGAAGAUGAUGAUGAUGAUGAUGUGUUUAAGGAGGGAGAAACCGAGACAGAGAUCGUCACGACCAGGAAUCAGUUGCAGGGGAAGGUUGUGGAGAUGGAGAACUUCGCAGGUCAUCUGGAGGAAAUCUUUCUCACUGUGGAGGAGAGCUUUGGCCGUAAGGAGCAGCACUUGGAGCAGCACUACAACGAUGUGCUGCUGACCUUGUCUCAGCGAUAUGACGAGCGGGCGGCUGGACUGGAGGAGGAGAAGAAGAGCAAGCUGGAGGCUCUGUACAGGCAGCUGCUCACUUGUGGCCGAGCGCUGGACGCCUCCAAGGAGCUCAUUGAGGCAGCCCAGGAGGUGCACCGCAGCCGGGACAAAAGGCUUUUUCUCCAGACAGUCAUGCCCACCAUGAAAAGAAUGGAGGAGUUUGCCAAAGACGAGGUUGACCUCACGUUGUCGACACGUCUCGAGUUCGACACGCCGAUCGCCGACCUGGCAGACGUGAAAACCAUGAUGGACUCCAUCAAUGUGGUUCCAGCUCCAUCCGCCCCGGUGAUCAACCCCCAGCUGCCCGGCUCCGCCACCCAGACGUCUCUGCGCGUCUGCUGGAGCCUGUUCUCCGACGACACGGUGGAGUACUACGAGCUAUACUACAGACCGGUGCUGGAGGACACACCGGCAGACAGCACCUGUGCACCACACGUGAGCAAAGUGAAGGUGAAGGAGACUCACUGCACUGUGACUGGUCUGCUGCCCGAUGCCCAGUACGAGCUGUGGGUGACGGCGACCAACACCACAGGCAUCAGCCCGGCCAGCGAGAAGGCCUUAUACAUGACAGUGCCGUCUCCUCCAGUGAUCAAGCAGAGGGAGUGCAGCAGCUGCCCGGAGGCGGCCAUGCUCCGCUGGGAGUCAGGGAACACCAACCCUGUGGACUCCUACACCGUGGAGCUCAGUGAGAUGGGGGCUGACGGCACAGAGAGCGGCGUCUCCGAGUCGAUAGUGGCUGUGCCCACCUGUCAGUGUCUGAUCCAGCUGCAGGCAGGACGCGGUUACCUCAUCUCUGUGCGAGCGGUCAACAUCGGCGGCCCCAGCGACAGGAGUGACGUCAUCACCGUAUCCACAACAGGUACAUUCUUCCGUCUCCUGGAAGACACUGCUCACCCCUGCCUGUCCCUCUCUGAGGACGGCUUCACCAUGUUCUAUGGAGACGAGGAACUCCCCAUUGGUUCCAUGGCCUUAGACGACAGAACCUUCACCAGGUGUGUGGCUGUGCUGGGAGAUCUGAUUCCAGUAAGAGGGAGACACUACUGGGAGGUCGAGGUGGACUAUGGGACGGAGUUCCGGAUCGGAGUUGCAUACGAGGACACAGAUAGGAGCUCGUACCUCGGAGCCAACAACACGUCCUGGUGCAUGAGACACAUCGUCACUCCGUCCAGGCACAAAUAUGAGUUUCUGCACAACGGCUGGAGUCCUGACCUGAGGAUCACAGUGAACCCAGAGCGGAUAGGGGUGGCGCUGGACUACGAGACAGGGACUCUGUCCUUUUUCAACGUGGCUCUGGAACAACACCUACACACCUUCAACUGUCACUUCCAAACUUAUGUCCAGCCUUGUUUUAGCCUGGACAACCCAGGAGCUCUCACCGUCCACAACAGCAUAGAGGCUCCCCAGUACAUGUUCGUCUGACACCAGCCAUCUUAGCUAGACUCAUGAUGAAAUAAAAGCAAGUGGAAUAACUGGUGAUAUAUUUGCAAAUAAAAUUGUGAGAUCCCCAAUAAAGAAAAGCCGACAAGUCAUUAAAUGUUUUUCUUCAUCUGCAGUAGAAAUGGUGUGUGAUCCAGAAUAAGGGGUUUUCAGUUGUUUUUAUUAUAAUAUUCCAUGGGAACAGGCAAACACCAUUUUCCAAGAUAAGAAAAAGUCUCACUGAAUUUUACAAUAUGUUCUUAUAUCAUCAAUAACUCUGCAGCAGACCAAGUGUCCAAAGGAGGAAAUAAGGAGCUGGUUUAGUAAGA
Molecule: messenger RNA, 3542 nt
Organism: Pleuronectes platessa (European plaice)
Lineage: Eukaryota; Metazoa; Chordata; Actinopteri; Pleuronectiformes; Pleuronectidae
Product: fibronectin type III and SPRY domain-containing protein 2
Exons: 13
Coding region: 1312-3216 (634 amino acids)
Molecular function (GO): protein binding
Source: RefSeq, a predicted model, not a curated record